AUGCUCUGACGACGAAGACACAGCGGACGGCGGCGACCUCUUGGCUCCUGCUUCAACCGGCGACUUCCUCCUCCUGCUCCGAUGGAGAGAAGAAGUAUAGCUGAAGAGCUUUAUUCAGAGAUCUUGGAACCAAAAGCAGAUAUGAAUCAAACAUCAUUUUCUGAUGUAAAACAAUCCAAUUCACUAGAAGUUGAGGAUGAACAAUGGUGUGAAGAUGAGUCAUCAUGGAAUGGUUCAGAUGAGAAACUUGAUCAAUCAUCUGACCUAAAUAGGGAAUGGCAAAAAAGAAAAAACCAAUUCCAUGCGAUUGGAUAUCGUGAUGGGCUUUUAGCUGGAAAAGAAGCUUCAGCGCAAGUAGGUUUUAAUAUCGGGUUCAAGGAAUCUGUAAUCGAUGGAUUUCAUUGGGGUGUCAUUAGAGGCGUUACUGGAGCUUUGGAUUGCCUUCCUGAUGAAUUAAAAGAGAAGUUGAUAGAAUCAAAGGAAACAAGAAGCAAGUUUCAUGAAUUAUAUGGAUCUGUGAAUAAUCUAUCAACAACAGAUGCACAAAAAUUGUUUCAAAAUGAUGGUGUACUUGAUAGUUACUCUGAAAAACUUGAGUCUCUUAUUGUGGAAUCCCCUACAAUUGUGUUGCAAUCAAGGGAUAAGAGAAAUGAUGCUUCAUCAAUAGGGUCAAAAGCCUUUAAUUCAAUGAGUUAACAAGUUAAGCCCAAUUCAAGGAGAAACAAUUGUGAUCAAUUCACUAUAUUGUUAGUUUGAGAUUAUUUCGUUUGAUUGAUAUAUGAUGCAAAUAUACUUUGUUUUAUACACAUAUAGAUGAUAUGAUAGGGCUUCAAGUCUUUUCCUCUGUGAAUAUUACUAAAAAGGUAAAAAGGAAAGUCGGUGGUCUGACUUUGCUUUUCACCAUUUUAGUCCGUGGACUUUUUAUUUCUGUCACUUUUAUCCCAUUUGUUUGUAAAAGGACACUUUAUACCCUUUGCUUUUCAAAAUUAUGUUUUUAC
This is a messenger RNA of Lactuca saligna, 998 nucleotides long. NCBI's taxonomy places the organism in Eukaryota, Viridiplantae, Streptophyta, Magnoliopsida, Asterales, Asteraceae. The record is from the annotation of a GenBank genome assembly.